This is a messenger RNA of Microthlaspi erraticum, 1347 nucleotides long. NCBI's taxonomy places the organism in Eukaryota, Viridiplantae, Streptophyta, Magnoliopsida, Brassicales, Brassicaceae. The record is from the annotation of a GenBank genome assembly.
AUGGCCGACGUCAAACCUCAAUCCGACUCCUCGGAUUCUCAGCCGCUCGUUGACAAUCAACCACCUUCGCCGCAGUCGCCGUCUCAGCCACAGCCGCCGCAGUCUCAGCCGGAGGUUGUGGAAGAGGUAAAGACUCAACCGAAACUAGCUCCGGUGCCGGUGCCACCGCCGCAACAGCCACAGUGGAUCCCGAUGAGAUAUCCACCGGCGGUUGUAAUGCCGCAUCAGAUGAUGUAUGCUCCGGCGCCGCCGCCACCGGCGUACUCGCCUUACCAUCAAUUCUCGAAUCACUACAAUCAGUCUCGCGGUAACAAGUAUCAGAACGCAUCCAACGCUGAUAACAAAACAAUCUGGAUCGGUGAUUUGCAUCACUGGAUGCACGAGAAUUAUCUGAAUUCUAUCUUUGCUUCCAUGGACGAGAUGGCUACGCUCAAGGUUAUUCGCAAUAAGCACACUGGUGCAUCUGAAGGCUAUGGAUUCGUGGAGUUUGAUUCCCAUGAUGCGGCGGAUAAGGUUUUGCAGGAGCUCAACGGAACAACCAUGCCGGGUACUACUGACCAACCUUUCCGUUUAAACUGGGCUAGUUUUAGCACCGGUGAGAAGCGGUUAGAGAGCAACGGUCCUGAUCUCUCUAUCUUUGUGGGGGAUCUGGCGCCAGAUGUCAGUGAUACUUUGUUGUUCGAAACGUUCUUAGCCAAAUACCCAUCGGUCAAAACUGCGAAAGUCGUCUUUGAUGCCAACACCGGCAGGUCAAAAGGCUACGGCUUUGUGAGAUUUGGAGAUGAUAGCGAGAGGACCAAAUCAAUGACGGAGAUGCACGGCGUGAAAUGUUCGAGCCGAGCUAUGAGGAUCGGUCCUGCAACACCUAGGAAAACAACUGGUUUUCAACAACAAGGUGGAUACAUGGUGAAUGGUGCGAUGGCACGUCCUGAUGUGGACUCGGUGAACACAACAAUAUUUGUUGGAGGACUUGACGCUAAUGUCACUGACGAAGAUCUAAGGCACCCUUUUGCUGAGUUUGGCGAAAUAGUUUCUGUCAAGAUUCCUGUUGGCAAAGGAUGUGGUUUUGUUCAAUUUGUUAACAGACCAAAUGCAGAGGAAGCUUUGGAGAAACUUAAUGGGACAAUCAUUGGGAAACAAACCGUUCGUCUCUCUUGGGGCCGUAGUCCAGCCAACAAGCAGCCAAGAGAUAACUAUGCAAACCAAUGGGUUGGACCGUACUACGGAGGGCAGUAUUACAAUGGGUAUGGAUGCAUGGUACCGCAACCACAUGACCCGAGAAUGUACGCCGCUGCGCCUUACGGAGGGUAUCCGAUGUAUGGUGGUCAUCAGCAACAAGUAAGCUGA